Messenger RNA from Rhipicephalus microplus (southern cattle tick), 1791 nucleotides. RefSeq names its product fatty-acid amide hydrolase 2-A. Lineage: Eukaryota; Metazoa; Arthropoda; Arachnida; Ixodida; Ixodidae. The record is from RefSeq and is a predicted model, not a curated record. Gene Ontology annotation, cellular component: endomembrane system.
CAUAUUCUUGUAUACAGCGUUGUUCGUGCAAUGGCUACCGUAUUAGUAAGUUGUCGUGAGCUGUUACGGGAGUUGGGCACAUUCUUGCGGUGCAUUGUGGCCAGGGUUGUGUUUGCUUUGUGGUUCUUCUGGAAAAACCCUCUACAACUUCCACCUGUAACCGACAAGCUGCUUCUUCGUUCGGCGGCGUCUCUUGCUGCCGACAUUAGAAAUGGCAAGGUGAAGAGCGUGGACCUUGUGUCGGCAUACAUAAGACGCAUCCGGGAGGUGCAGGCCAUUAUCAACGCUGUCGUCGAGGAGAGAUUCGAAGAGGCCCUCAAGGAUGCCGCGGAGGUGGAUAAGCUGGUGGCAUCAGGAAGCAUGAGCGCGAGCCAAAUGAUCGAAGAAAAGCCUCUUCUGGGACUGCCGUUCACUUCCAAAAACAGCAUUGCCAUCAGAGGCAUGCGACAUGACGCGGGCUCCCUCUUCUGGCUUGGGCGGCGCGCUUUGGAGGACGCCCCGAGCGUGGCGUCCUUGAGGCAAGCCGGUGCCAUUCCACUGGCGCUGACCAACGUGCCCGAGCUGUGCAUGUGGAGCGAGUCGUACAACUUGGUCGACGGCUGCACGCGGAACCCGCACGACACCCGCCGAAGCCCCGGUGGAAGCAGCGGUGGAGAGGGAAGUCUCCUCGCAGCGGCUGGAUCCCUUAUUGGCCUCGGAACAGACAUCGUGGGAAGCGUGCGAAUACCAUCUGCCUACUGCGGAAUCUUCGGCCACAAGCCAACCGCCGGAGUGGUGCCAAACACUGGUCUCAUUCCAGAGUUUGGGGAAAACGUGGCACAGUUCAACUGCGUGGGACCAAUGACCAGGUAUGCAGAGGACUUGCCGCUCAUGCUGAACGUUCUGACAGGAACUGUGGUGGAAAGGCUUAGGCUAAAUGAACAGGUCAAUCUCAAGUCUUUGAAGUUGUAUUACAUGGACACAGAAGGGAGCCUCUACAUUAGCCGCGUGACCUCUGAUAUGCGCCUGGCAGUUCGACAGGUUACCCAGCACUUCAGCGUUGAGCACGGCCUUGAAGCGAAUCAGCUGCAGUUGCCGGAGAUGCGAUUCUGCACGGACGAGUGGUUCAAGAUUAUAGCUCUCAAGAAUCCCACGCCACUGGCUGAGACUUUCAGGCCUGGCGGUUUUAACACGCUAGCCGAACUGCUGCGCCACCUCGUGGGUGCUGGCCGGCACACACUCGCGGCGUUGGUCGCGUCGAAAGUGGCUCCACUUCACCCCUUUCGUUCGGAGCGAGAGGCUCAAGCCUUCAUUGCGUCCAUAGAAAACGCCCGCGAUCGGUUCGAGGAGACGCUGGGUGAGGAUGGAGUUCUCGUUCUGCCUGCUUCCACGAGUGCUGCGCCGUUUCACAAUCAGGAAUUUAUGUUUUUGGAUUCAACAGGCAUGACGGCUCUGUUCAGUUUGUUCAAAGUGCCCGCGACAGUGUGUCCCGUAAUGCGAUCACCGGGCGAUCUGCCCUUGUGCGUCCAGAUCGUUGCCAAGAGGGGAAACGACCGGCUUUGCCUUGCUGUUGCCAGAGAAAUAGAGAAACGCUUUGGUGGGUGGAUUGAUCCUGCGGCAAAACUUCGACGAAGACCUUGAAGACUGAGCGAAAGACCCAUUUAUUAUGGCUGAGCAAAUCCUCGAAGAAUAAUCAUGGUCAAAUGGUUUUGCGCGUUGUGCCACGUAAAGUGAACAACGUCGAAACUCGGUUGCCACGUUCCCAUAUGAAUUAUCACGAGGACUUGUUCAAAUAUUCAUAGCAUAUUUUUA